AUGCCGACAAAAAAGAAAGCCGGUGGCCGAAAGCGCGACAAUGAGGUAGACCUUGCUGAGCUCGAAAGUCUCCGGAAGAAAGUCGCCGAGCAGACCAAGGCCUUAGAGGCUGAAGAGGCCCGCAAGGAAGAAGAGAACCAGACCAAGCGCCAAGUCAGCAGUCGGCGCCAACGCACACUAGUUCGCUGGGAUGUGGAUACCGACAUUCGGCUUCUUCUGGCUAUCCAGUAUGCCUGCAAUAAAUCCAGCGUGAAGAUUCCCUGGAAGGAGGUCGCGGAGGUUAUGGGAGAGAAGUUCACGGAGGGUGCAAUCGUUCAGCAUUUGUCCAAGCUUCGUACCAAGCGGGAGGAGCAGGAUAAGCCAAAUCCGCCUCCACUGAAGCGUGCAGGAAAUGGUAAUCACAAGGCUGACACAGGCAACAAGAAGGAGGCGUUGCCUUCUGCAAAGGUGGGUCCUGCGCCGAGCACUCACAAUGGAAAGCGCCUUCGCCGUGAUCCAUCCGGGGAUGAAUCCGAAGACAGUGUGUACGCCUUGAAGAAGAAGCAGUUCGCAAAGAACAACAAGAAGGACAAGGUCUUUGUUGCUCCCAAGCUGCGUACCAAACGUGAAGAAACCGAUAGUGAUGACUCUCAGAAGCUAGUGUGUGUUGGAGCGGAAUGGCUGCGUGACUUUGCCACCGGCGAUGACCGCGAGGAUGAUGAUGAAUCUGCUAGUUCUGAGAACGAGAACUCCACUGAAAGUAGCCAGGCCACUACUCAAGUUGCCAGGAAGUCAAAGAUGGUGAAACUCAAGCUGGAUCAAGAACGGUUCGCAAGUUUGGACCACCGCCUUGGUAACUCUGCAACCUCCCGAGAGCCAGUUACCCCAACCAACCCGCCGCGCAUUACCAAUAUGGCACCUCGUCGUUCCUCUUACUAUCCUUACUCUACUGCUCCUUUUUCUCCUAUGACGCCCACCCCGGUUGCAAACAACUCUGGGAUUUCUAUCCCUUACCCGUCCAAUGGCCCAAGCCCUUUUGACAUCGUCAAUCGUAUUCCUAAUGGAAUUUCUGACGCUGCUCCUGUUGUAGUCCCCAGCACGGUCUCUGGUGAAGUCUCUGCUUUUGAUGCCGUGAAUCUUACAGCGGCAUAUUCGCAGUUUGAGAUGCUCCCCGAAAUGCAAUUUGCGGACCAUUAUGGCGCUCAAGGUACUUUCCCGAUGACUGGCUACACCGAAACCAGUGGGUUUGAAAACCAGUUCAUUUCCGACAGUGAACUGUUUGCUAAGCUUCCCAAUGUGGAACCUCCUCGUUACUUUGGGUAUGAGGGUGAAGAUACCAAGGAAUUUUAA
Penicillium digitatum Pd1 is the source of this 1329-nucleotide messenger RNA. RefSeq lists its product as uncharacterized. NCBI's taxonomy places the organism in Eukaryota, Fungi, Ascomycota, Eurotiomycetes, Eurotiales, Aspergillaceae. The record is from RefSeq and is a predicted model, not a curated record.